AAGGACAGCCGUGCGUCAGCGAAAGACCCCAAAGGGCCAAGAUGGCUGCCCCCGUGACGGACGCCGGGGAGUUCGGAAGCUGGCUAAAUGAUCGGCUAGACUCGCUGGACGUGGACCGUGAGGUGUACGGGACAUAUAUUUUAGGGGUCUUGCAAGAAGAGGAGAGUGACGAAGAGAAAGAAGAUGCGCUUCAGGGGAUUUUAUCCGCAUUUCUGGACGAGGACAGUGUGGAAGACGUCUGCAAACAGAUCAUCAAGCAGUGGACAGACUAUUGCAGCCAAAGAGCAGCCAAACGUGACACUGAUGACGUUGAGGUCCAGGCCAUCGCCAGUAUGAUAGAAAAACAGGCUCAAAUCGUGGUGAAGCAGAAAGAGGUGUCCGAGGAGUCAAAGAAAAGGAAAGAAGCCCUCCUUGCUCAAUACGCCAAUGUCACAGAUGAAGAGGAUGAAGGUGAAGAAGAGGAGCUACCAAGUGGAAAUAACUUGCCCGCAACUGACAAAUCUCUGUUCAAGAACACCAACGUGACAGAGGUUCUGAACAGACAGAAGCAACAGCGGGACCAGGCUCGCGAAGACUCUCAGAAGAAGAAGGAAAUGGACAAGAUGCAGCGGGAAAAGGACAAACUAGCCAAACAAGACAGAAAAGAGAAGGAGAAGAAGCGUACACAGAAAGGUGAACGCAGAAGAUAAAACCAAGAGAAAGGACACUUUGUAUAUGAGAAAGGUUUUGUUACACAGCAAAAAUGAAAAACAACAGUCAUUGCCUCUCUUUAUGUAAACCUCAUUAGCACCUUUUUUAGUAUGUGAACAUGACAUCAUCAGACGCUCCUUGUUAUAUUUACUUUUUUUGCAACUCAUAUGUGUAACGAAAAAACGGACGCUGAUAUAAACAGAUAUUAUAAGAUGUUAUCUAGGAAUAAAGCUGCAAAUCUUUAUACAAUGAAUACUUGUGACACAGUCAAGUCUUAUGUCGUUGAUCAAAACUGAUCUUUAUACAUAUCUGCCAAUUUGUUGUUGAUCCAGCUGAAUGAGCUGCAUGCUUUUGGUCAGGCUUUGACAUGGUAAUCUCUGAAAUGAUCAAAGUAUACACCUGAAACAUAAAUCGAAUGGAUCACAGUAAAAAAAAAAAAAGAUAUUAUCUGGUAAUCUGAUAUUAUGUGCUGUGUCAAUAUUUUGCCUUCUAAGUGUUCAUGUCAAACUUUUUUUUUCAUUUUGAUGCUUUACAUUUAAGUUUUACUGUCUAUGCAUUUUCCUCUGAGAAUAAGAACAAAGGAGCGGUUGCUAAAUUAUACCUCAAAUUUAUCACAUACCAUGAUUUGAAUGUUUAAAAUGGGGUUUGACAUCUUUUUAAAUUAAUAAAAAAAAAACAUUUUGAGCAA
This is a messenger RNA of Thunnus maccoyii (southern bluefin tuna), 1378 nucleotides long. RefSeq names its product coiled-coil domain containing 43 (gene ccdc43). The record is from RefSeq and is a predicted model, not a curated record. The coding region runs from base 42 to 689 and encodes 215 amino acids. The transcript is spliced from 5 exons. Lineage: Eukaryota; Metazoa; Chordata; Actinopteri; Scombriformes; Scombridae.